Messenger RNA from Pyrus x bretschneideri (Chinese white pear), 694 nucleotides. Its product is annotated as ergosterol biosynthetic protein 28. The transcript has 3 exons. Gene Ontology annotation, molecular function: protein-macromolecule adaptor activity. Gene Ontology annotation, cellular component: membrane; endoplasmic reticulum. Lineage: Eukaryota; Viridiplantae; Streptophyta; Magnoliopsida; Rosales; Rosaceae. The record is from RefSeq and is a predicted model, not a curated record. The coding region runs from base 59 to 451 and encodes 130 amino acids.
CUUUGUUUUGGUUUGCUUUGUUUUGACGCCGCCGCUAGGGGUUUCAAGCUCUCUUGCAAUGAAGGCUCUAAGCUGGUGGCUGAUGCUAGUAGGUUCGCUCCGGCUGGUCUCCGUCUGGUUCGGGUUCUUCGACAUUUGGGCUCUCCGCCUCGCCGUCUUCUCCAAAUCCCCCAUGACUGAAGUUCAUGGGAGGACAUUUGGUGUCUGGACUCUUUUAACUUGCACACUCUGCUAUCUCUGUGCCUUUAACCUUGAAAACAAGCCUCUGUACCUAGCUACCUUUCUGUCGUUUGUCUAUGCACUCGGCCAUUUCUUGACCGAGUACCUAAUAUAUCAGACGAUGGCCAUUGCAAAUCUCUCAACUGUCGGCUUUUUUGCAGGCACGUCGAUAAUCUGGAUGCUGUUGCAAUGGAAUGCACAUCAAGCUCAACCUAUAUUGAAAUCAGAAUGAAGCGUCUGAUUUCGGCCUCGGUUUUCUUUGCACACGUUGAUUAAGCGUCUUCUCAAUCAUCCUCGACUUUUCUGCAACUGUAAUUUCAAUUUUGUAUCUGCUAUUGCAAUGAAAUUUGGUGUAGCAUUUGAAAUUCGAACUCCGAACUGUUCAGAAUGCACUGAGUUUUCACUUUCUUUGUAAGCUGCCAUUGCGUAACGUUCUUUACCUCGGUUUAAUUAUCACCUGAAAUUUGUGCUGUCA